AUUCUACUCUUAGAUGUAGUCUAUCCUAUACUUAGACUACAUUACAUCAUCUGUAAUUGAUCUGAUUGGCUAAAAACAGUAGAUUACAUGGAAGCAUAAUCUACAAGAAGGUACUUAUUCUACAGGAAAUGGGCGCAUAUUCUACAGGAAGUGGACACAUAUUCUACAGGAAAUGGACGCAUAUUCUACAGGAAGUGACAAAUAAUUUGCAGGAAGUUCUCAAAAGUUGAAAUGAAAUUUGUAUAGGAUAUACCACACCUAAGAGGAGGAUAUGCACCCAUAUAUCCUCCGCUACCGUGGUUACUCCGAGGCGGAGCCGAGGGGUAUGUAACCACGGUAGCGGAGGAUAUAUAGGGUGCAUAUCCUCCGAGUAGGUGUGGCAUAUCUGACUUAUACCACGUGACCGGCAGCACUAUAAAAGGACCUCCCCCUAGCAACAAUUCAAUCACGAUGCCAGACUGCAAAAAAGAACAGGACUAUGCCGGAUUUUGCAGCCGUCAAAGAGCUAGUUGAGCAACAUGUUGACUCCUACAGAUGCUCAAGAGCUUCCUUGGUCCAAGCGUUGACCAUUCGAUGUCCCUUACUGGAGUUGCAAGCUCUUCUUGGAUAAAAUCUAUCUAAACCGCGCCCAUGGAAGCUUAGCCAUCUUGUUGGACAGCACCUUCCGUGUUUCUGCCGUCGCUUUGAGUCUUAGUACCGUCAAGCAUGGCUCUUUUCUCUUUGCUUACUUUCUUGAACAAAUGAAAAAACUUAAAAACAACUUGAAAAACUGUGCAUGCCUGGGGCUGUAUGCUAAUAUUCUAUAUAUCCUACAGCUGUUGACCAAUGAGAUCAAUUUGUGGUGACGUAAGUGUGGUAUAAUUAGUGAAAGUGACAAGAAGAUGACAAAAACAUUAUAAAAACACAGAAUGCAAUAGUUUGUUCAGUCAAUAUCCAUUCUUUCCAUGUCCACUGUUGCUUUGUAUUGCUUUUUCCAGUUGGGCAUGGGCAAGGGGGGCCAGGAAGCAUCAAAAACACUUUAGCAGUCGCUUGACACUUUCUAUUGAGUUUUUUAAGGUUCCAUGCCGGUCCAGUCUGCUCUAUACCCCCUCCACUCCACCACAGAGCUUCAUUCUUCUUCUUGUAGUGUUGCAGUCAGUUCUAGCAUAGUUUUAGGUUCUUUUUACUUGUCUGUUCUUUCCAGUAUCUUCAAGAAGCGUUUCACAAGCUUUACUAAGUUUUUUCAUUGUUUUGAAGCCGUCUUCUUAUCUUUUUCUGUCAACUGGUGUCUCUCACAGCUGUCCAGCUCGUCCAGCUCGCACAAAUUCAAUUUCUGUUGCUACGCACCAAACCUGGCUUUUUAUAACCACGCCUCGCGCAUGCGCAAUGAAGUCCAAGUUAGAUAGACCACACCCACUCGUAGAAUAUGCGUCUUAGUAACCACCUUGGUUACGGUUAGAUUCCCUCGGCUUUGCGCCUCGGGCUAACCGCAACCGCGGAGGUUACAUAGACGCAUAUUCUACUCUUAGAUGUAGUCUAUCCUAUACUUAGAUCAUGUUUGUCAUAAAUACUAAUUAGACUACAUUACAUCAUCUGUAAUUGAUCUGAUUGGCUAAAAACAGUAUAUUCUACUCUUAGAUGUAGUCUAUCCUAUACUUAGAUCAUGUUUGUCAUAAAUACUAAUUAGACUACAUUACAUCAUUACAUAUUCUACUCUUAGAUGUAGUCUAUCCUAUACUUAGAUCAUGUUUGUCAUAAAUACUGCAAUCUGAUUGGUUAGAGGAAAUGUUCUAUCCAAUUUAGAAAAUCAUGUACUUCAAUAGAAAAUCAUGUACUUCACUUAGAAAAUCAUGUAGCAAAGAUUAGAUAAGAACAUUCAAAUCUGAUUGGCUAAAUACUCAUGGUUGCUAUGAUCUAAAAUGCUUAGACACUGUUUAGGAAGUUUCCACAUGAUUUAGAAGUCCUCAGGGCUAGUAGAACCCUCACUGCGUUGGGGAUACUACAACCAGCCCUUUGGGCUUCUAAAUCAUGUAGAAACUUCCUAAACAGUGUCUAACUAUUAUACAAAUUUCACAUGAAAAUUUCAGCAAAUUUUUGAUUGCUAACCUAUGGUGAUCGGACUCAGUACGGCUUCUGUUGACCUUCGAGAGAAGCCUUGCAAAGCUGUGGAGCUCUGGAAGGUUGUAGCUCACCACAAAUUAAUUAAGAGUAGAGUAAUGUGCGGUUGACGCUUCAAAGCGUCAACCGCGGCUAUUCGGAUAUAGCACAGGUCAAGCCAUAGUAUGGCUGAAGUUACCUAAAGCUCAUGCAGGGGCGGAUCCAGGGGUGAUUUUGAGGGGCUGAAGCCCCCCCCUUUUGAAAAAACUACCAUGUGUUGUAGUCUGACUCUACAACAAUUUUGCCACCAAUUAUGCAUCUGUAGACUCACUUGAAAUCACUUGAGAGAUGCUAGACAACAGCUACUAGGAGUAUAAAGGAUCUAGGGUAGCUAGCUGGACGUACCUAGCUAGCUAGCUAGCUGUUGGUACGUACGUACAUCUGAUCAGUACAGUACAGUAUCACCAUAGUAUUAAAAGUAAGUGCAGAGGUCAACGUAUUCUACUCAUUAAUAUGAAAGUUCAAAGGUCAAAUCUUGCAAAAAAAUUCCCCUCCGGCGAGGCUGCCCUGGGCGGCUCUGCCGCCCUCGUAAGGGGCUUCGCCCCUUUCUAGCUAGCCCCCCCUUUUGUUUUUCCUGGAUCCGCCCCUGUCAUGCACCCUCCACCUAGUAACCUGAAACGGUCCCUUUUAUAUAACACUGUUAAACAGAUUCAGCGGUAGGCAGAAAAUGUUUUCAUGCGUCUGGAGCAUUCCACAGCCACCACAAGUAGUUGAAACUAGUUGUCCUCUAAAAGAAGUGAUGUGUACACCGAAAGGAAUGCAACAAGGAAUGCAACAAAUCAGUUGUUACACAGCUCACUCGUGCACACAUUGGAUAUAUUGGCACAGUAGUGCCUUUGCCCUCGAGGCCUGUGGCCCUUGGGCCUAAGUCACUACUGAGCCAAUAAUUAUAUCCCAUGCAUGUGGCACUCCUGCAUGUGUCACAACUAUAAUGUGGAAAGAAAAGGGACCGUUUGAUAGAUCCUUGUAGUAAAACCUCAGUGAGGUUCUAGGAAAGCUAUAGACAGUGACAAUAUAUCAAUGCUUAUGGCCUUGUAGAGUGAGAGGGCAGUGACUGGGAUCAUAGCUAGAUAACGAGCUACCUCAAGCUAGAAAAUAUAGAGCCUGAAAGGCCUGAGGAAGAAGCUCUUGUGAUGGACCAACUUCUUGGAUCUGGUAAGUCUAGAGUAGCAUCUGUAGUCUUGAUAGCUUCAGUAUAACUGUAUUUAGGCUAGUUAGUACAGCAGUGGACAUCAUGAGCCACCAUUGAACUUGUAAACCUGAGGUGAAGAAAACAUUUCCCGGGAAAAGGACGUCUGCUGAUACGACCUCGCAGAUAACUUUCUCAGUCUAAUGGCCAAGGUGCCUUUUUAAUUAAAAUCAUGGUUGAACUUCCGGUCUUCCUGAGCUCUGCGGUUUUUGACUUCCAGUUUCUACUUCAACUUUGAGUGGUCCUGACGUCCUCUACAGCUAUGCUAACAAUUUCUAACAAGCACAGAGCUCUUUAGUAGCCUUUCUACAUUCUAAUGAUACCCACCAAUUAACAGCUUAAGCCUGUUUCUUGUGUGUGUCCUGAUUCUUCCACAGCAUACAUUUUCAGACACAAAAUUAGUGCACGUGUUCAUGCUGUGCAAAAAUCCAGUUCCCAGCAUUAUUUUGCUUAAAUUUUUUGAAGAUCUGUGGACCAAUGCCCAUCAUUUAUUUAACAAAAAAAAUCUGGCUGUUCCCACAUAUAUUCAUAAAUUUACAGCUGAUUUUUACAAGGCCAUGUGGUCAUCCUGAGGUCCACUGAAUCAACUUUGCUGAGAAUAAUUAUUAUUAUUUACAAGGUGAAUUGAAACAAAUUAUGCAAAAUUAUGGCAUGUCAAAUGCAUUAAAAUAGGUCAUUAAUGAGUCAGCAUAGAGCCACAAGAGGGAGCGGAGCUGAUGUGCGACCCGCUAUUUCAAGUGUUCACCAAGGGCAGCCUUGUCAACCAUGCAUCCUCUGCAAACGAGGUAAUAUGUCGAAGUAUUUCCAUCCAAAGUCAUGGAAGGAUGGCUCACUUCUCAAGAAGCUUCAAGAAUUUGAACCAGCUCUUGGCAUCAAUCCAGAUAGCUGCAUUUGCAGAAAUUGCCGGCAAGAUGUGAGUUCCAUUGGCGAGAGUAGUUUUGUACCUAGAUGGAGAAAAAUAAAUGAUGAGAAUGAAAAAGAGCAACAGUGUUAUGUUUCAGAAUGCAAUGAAUGUGAAUGCAAAAGUACCACAUUAGCUGAUAGAGCAACAAUAUGCUCAUUGUUUGAUAUGAAUAUAGAACGCAUUGAAACACCAAGAGGUACUGAUGGCAUACCUCUUUGUACAUACCACUACGGCGUCCUAUAUCGAAAAUUGAACCCGUCCCACCUCAAAUGCAAAACGUGUAGUAAACACAUAUCAGACUUUACAAAAAGCCGAGUUGUCUCAGAGCCUGACAUAAUAGAGGCGUUCCUCUCAGAGAACACUGUCACUAGUAGUAAUGAGAGCAUAUCAUCUAGUGACCGAGUGUGUUUUACGUGCUACAAAUCCCAUCUCUAUUUACUGAAGCGACUAAAGGGGUCAGUCAAAAGCACAGACUCUGACCUUCAAUUGCUACUUGAUAAGAUUGAAUCCGAUAUACCCAUAUUAUCUAAUGUCAGAACAUCGGAUGAGGUCCUAUCAUACGUAUCUAGUCUGUCAGCCAUACAUGUUGGCAAAGCGAUUUUGAAACAAACAGCUCUGUUAUUGCCUGAAGUGUAUGAGACAUUUAAGAUUAAACUAUCAAAAAUGGCUUCAGAGAUGAACAUCACUGUUGACUUUCCAAACUCAAUUUGGCUAAGAAGUGAGCUCUCAAAUAUGCUAGAACAUCAUAUGGCUUACAAAUGCUCAGUGAUGAGGAUAGGUACGAUUCUGUACCGCCAUGGAGGAGACAUUUUCUAUGCCCUCAGUGUUGCUCUAGGUCACUGCAGACGUCACGAAACAAAAGACAAAUUGUCUGAGGUAUGCCUCACUCUAAAUGAAAAAUGUCACAAGUCAAUUAAUGAAUUGAUUGAACAAGAUUCUGGACAGCCACAUAAUAUAGAGAGCAUUGACAUUAACAAGUUCAUUAAUAAACUUGAUCCAGACAUUUGGAGAGCUAUUUCAUUGCUAACCAAACCUCUCUCAAAGAAUUUAUCUGCGAUAGUACUGCUCAAACUCCAGGAAUGCUAUCUCAACCAGACGCUGAUGGAUUCCUCUCCUUCAUUAGGCUGGUUGGAUGUGCUUACUUCAGAAAGCACAAAUCAGUAUUUCUACCUUCAUUCCCAACACCAAUGUCACUAUUUAACUCACUUCUUGAUAGCAAACAGCAUGCCCAAGUACACCACAGUGCAUGGCUUUCUCUGAUGAGGGAGAAAAUCUGGCUCCGUAUAAAGUAUGAAGAAGAAAUGAUCCCCUCCUAUGACGCACUUGACAGACAUUGGAAACGGUCCUGUUGGGUACAAUGUGUGUGGAGUCAAGCAACUUCCAACAAUAUCACUUACCCAGUACUAGACGGAAACGGAUGGAAACAGGUUGACACAAGUACAUUGGCCAUCGACUGGGACAGUGAGAGCAAUGUUUCGGUGAUCAGAGACAGAGUCACCUUGCUUCAAAAGGGAUGUGGUUGCAAAACAGGCUGCCAAACAAAUCGUUGCAAGUGCAGAAGAGACAAGCAUGAUUGUGGUCCUGGAUGCAAAUGUCAAGGGUGCACAAAUGUACCUCAAACUUCUCAGACCAGUCACGAACUUAACCUCGACCAAGAGAGCUCUUCAGAAUCUGAAGAUGAAUUUGGCGAUUCUGAGGUAGACGAUAUAAUGCGAGAUGUUUUUGGAGACAACAGAGACACCGAUAACGAAUCUGCAGAAGAGACAGAGGAUAUGGACUUAGACUAAUACGAAUCGUGGAACUCUGUACAUACAAAAUGAGCAAUUACACACCUACUUUUUAUGAAGGUAUAACUUUUUAUGCGUAUUAGAUCACAAAUUAUAAAAUGUAUUAAUGUAAUACUCAACCUAUGCUGUCUAAGCCUGACAAACA
This is a messenger RNA of Halichondria panicea, 6161 nucleotides long. RefSeq lists its product as uncharacterized. Lineage: Eukaryota; Metazoa; Porifera; Demospongiae; Suberitida; Halichondriidae. The transcript has a single exon. The coding region runs from base 4005 to 5489 and encodes 494 amino acids. The record is from RefSeq and is a predicted model, not a curated record.